AUGGGUUCCGACGCACCUUCCGAUCCUCUCUGGACCACUCAGUCAGUGUUGUCCACACUACCUCACCCUCCCGAAGAAAACUCCGCCUCCCCAAUACCAUUUUUCCACCUCCUCGAACGUCUAAAGACCACCAAGCGCGAAGGCUGGCGUCGCUUUGGUAUCAGCACCGGCGAAUCGAUUUCUGACCACAUGUACCGCAUGUCAAUCAUGACCAUGCUUGCACCUCCUACACUUGCCUCCCGCCUUAACCUGCCCCACUGCAUGAAGAUGGCGCUUAUCCAUGACAUGGCCGAGUCGAUUGUGGGUGACAUCACCCCUGUGGACAAGGUCAACAAGACCGAAAAGGCGCGCCGCGAGGCCGAAGUGAUGGACUACAUUGCGAAGAACCUGCUUGGCGGUGUACCUGGAGGCAUGUUGACGGGCGAGGAGAUUCUGAAGGUCUUCAACGAAUACGAAGCGAACGAAACUCUUGAGGCGCAAUUUGUGCACGACGUCGAUAAGAUGGAGCUAUUGCUGCAGAUGCUCGAGUACGAGCGCACCCACAAGGUUGACCUCUCGGAGUUCUGUCACGUUGCCGGUCGUAUCCAGCUGGACGAGGUCAAGGAAUGGGCGGCCGCUGUUCUCAAGGAGCGGGAGGCUUUCUGGAAAGGAAUGGCCGCGAACACGAAUGGUACAGCAUAG
Molecule: messenger RNA, 681 nt
Organism: Aspergillus fischeri NRRL 181
Lineage: Eukaryota; Fungi; Ascomycota; Eurotiomycetes; Eurotiales; Aspergillaceae
Product: HD domain-containing protein
Exons: 2
Coding region: 1-681 (226 amino acids)
Cellular component (GO): cytoplasm
Molecular function (GO): 5'-deoxynucleotidase activity
Source: RefSeq, a predicted model, not a curated record